Zophobas morio is the source of this 1384-nucleotide messenger RNA. Its product is annotated as glutathione S-transferase-like. The transcript has 9 exons. The record is from RefSeq and is a predicted model, not a curated record. Gene Ontology annotation, molecular function: glutathione transferase activity. NCBI's taxonomy places the organism in Eukaryota, Metazoa, Arthropoda, Insecta, Coleoptera, Tenebrionidae. Gene Ontology annotation, biological process: glutathione metabolic process. Bases 53 to 1339 code for a protein of 428 amino acids.
ACGCACAUCAUUGCCAAUUCACAGUAGCAUACACAUUUUCUAAUUUUUCGAAAUGGCCCCACAGUAUAAACUAACUUACUUUGACGUUGGAGGUACAGCUGAAGUAAGUCGCUACCUUUUCAGCUAUGGUGGAAUAGAAUUUGAAGAUGUUAGAAUCAAAAGAGAAAACUGGGCGCAGCUGAAAGAUAAAACUCCAUUUGGAGCUCUUCCAACUCUGGAACACAAUGGAAAAGUAGUGGGUCAAAGUGUCGCCAUUGCUCGGUACUUGGCCAAAAAAGUCAAACUAGUAGGAGACGAUGACUGGGAGAAUUUGGAAAUCGAUGCAAUUGUAGAUACUAUCAACGACAUACGACUAAAAGUAUUCCCCAUAUUCAUGGAAAAAGACGAAGCAAAGAAAAAAGCCCUUAUUGAAACACUGAAAAAUGACACGUUUGGCUUUUAUUUGCCGCGUCUGGAAGCGGAGGUUCAAAAAAAUAAAGGUUAUUUGGUAUUGGGACGGUUGACUUGGGCUGAUUUCUAUUUCACCACGCUUUCUCCAAUGUUUGAUCUGAUUACUGGAGAAGAUGUUUUGGCCAGUUAUCCAAAUCUCAAAGGAGUGAAGGAAAAAGUAAAUGCCUUACCAGUUAUCAAAAAAUGGAUUGAAAUUCGACCAAAAAGUCACACCAAAAAGGACAUUGCUAAGACACAGUAUUACACACAUAAUAUUCGUCCAAUUUUUUUCCAAAUGGCCCCACAGUAUAAAUUAACUUAUUUUGACUUUCCAGGUAUAGCUGAAACGUGUCGCUACCUUUUCAGCUAUGGUGGAAUAGAAUUUGAAGAUGUUAGAAUCAAAAGAGAAAACUGGGCGCAGCUUAAAGACAAGACACCAUUUGGCGUUCUUCCAACUCUGGAACACAACGGAAAAGUAGUGGGUCAAAGUCUUGCCAUUAAUCGAUACCUAGCCAAAAAAGUCAAACUUGCCGGAGACAACGAAUGGGAGAAUUUGGAAGUUGAUGCAACUGCAGAUACACUCAACGACAUACGACUAAAGAUAAUUCCCGUGUUUAUGGAACAAGACGACGCGAAGAAAAAAGCUCUUCUUGAAACAGUCAAAAAGGACACUUUUGGAUAUUAUUUGCCGCGUUUGGAAGCGCAGGUUCAAAAAAAUAAGGGUCAUCUAGCAUUGGGACGCUUGACUUGGGCUGAUUUCUAUUUUGCCACGCUUUCUCCGGUAUUUGAUCUGCUUACUGGAGAAGAUGUUUUGGCCAGUUAUCCCAAUUUGAAAGGAGUGAGGGAAAAAGUAAAUGCCCUGCCGGCUAUUAAAAAGUGGCUUGAGAGUCGACCAAAAAGUGGUCACUGAAUUGUAUUAUUAGAACGUAACUGAAUAAACACAGUCAAAAGUCCA